UCCCCAGCGAGCUGUCAAAAUUGUAUACAUAACCUAAUCUAUGAAGGUGCUUGCAUUGCUAAGUUGUUUAAAAUAUUAACUGCGAUGUUGUCGGGCCCAGCAAGGUUCGUCCUGUCGCGAUCCGCAGCAUGCGCCGGCCGCAACAUAUCAGUUUGUCCUGUUCAGUUUCUACCUAGAGGCUCCCGAAAACCCAUCAACGAAGCGAAUCAGCCGAAAAGUGAAUUAGAAACAAUUGCUCAAAUCGAAUCAGAUCUCUUCGAUGCUUCCUCACAUAAAUCGGUUGUCACCAGCUCACCAGACCUGACACCGCGAAAAAUGAACGAAUAUUGGCGCGUGGAAGUUAAUCCAUUCACGAAGAGCAAACGGAAGGAUGAAAAGGCAAAGCAGUCAUGCGUUCCGUCCGUUAUGAAAGUGGACCCAGAUUUGGGUUUAAGCUACCAGAAAUUGAGUUUAAAUGACCCCGUACUAAGCAAGUUAAUGCUCACAGCCAAGUCAAGGAAGGCCCGAGAUAAAAAGGGUCAGAUUGUUGUUGAGGGUCGCCGCUUGAUUUUGGAAGCUAUUUCAGCAGGUGCGGUCCUGGAGACAGUCCUGUUCGCAAACAAGGCUUGUUUGCUGGAGAUCAAGGAGCAACUGAGAUGCUAUGAGGGUGUGAAAGUGUUCCGGGUACCACAACAAGAUCUAAGAUCUUGGUCCACUCUAGUAACGUGUCCUGGGGUCAUCGCUAUAUUCCGGAAACCCUCGCAAAAAGACAUCGAAAAAGCAGCAGCUGCUCGCGAAACGUUUCCCAUUACAGUGAUUUGCGACAAUAUUCGCGAACCUAACAACUUAGGCAGCAUAAUUAGGUCUUGCGCCGCGCUUCCGGUCCGGGAGAUGCUUAUAACAAAGGGUUCCUGUGACCCGUGGGACACCAAAGCCUUAAGAGGUGGAUGCGGAGCUCAGUUUCACGUGGCUUUAUAUGAUGAUUUGACAUGGGAACAGAUUGACACACGCCUCCUUGGCCCUCAAGGGAAUUCAACGGAGUAUGUCCCACCGCUAGUCUAUUUGGCAGAAAGUAAUACUGCGAAUUGUGAAAAGUUCGAUGUUGAAGUCGUGUCAUACGACGAAAUGCAUAUUGAUGAAAAAAUCAGAAAAUGUGUCCUAGUUAUCGGAGGAGAGACGCAUGGUAUAAGCGAGGAUGCCUACAGAUUGCUGAAAACGUGCAACAAAAGCACCUCCGGUGGUUGCGUCCACAUUCCGAUGGCAAAAAACGUGGAAAGUCUGAACACAGCGUCAGCGGUAACAUUGCUUUUGUACGAAAUGCGUCGGAACUGGCUGAAACUCGUGACCCAACGGAAGCAAGUUAAAGGCGUUUUAAAUUAAGUAUAACUACGACUUGAAUGUCUGCGGAAGCAAGUUCAGGAAAAUGCGAUGAUGUGAGAAAAUAGAAAAAUAAAGUUAUAAUUAAUCUA
Hermetia illucens (black soldier fly) is the source of this 1448-nucleotide messenger RNA. RefSeq names its product rRNA methyltransferase 3, mitochondrial. NCBI's taxonomy places the organism in Eukaryota, Metazoa, Arthropoda, Insecta, Diptera, Stratiomyidae. The transcript is spliced from 2 exons. Gene Ontology annotation, biological process: RNA processing. Bases 85 to 1359 code for a protein of 424 amino acids. Gene Ontology annotation, molecular function: RNA methyltransferase activity; RNA binding. The record is from RefSeq and is a predicted model, not a curated record.